GGAAGCCAGAUUCCAGCUGGAUAUCAGGAAAAACUUCCUGACUGUUAGAGCAGUACGACAAUGGAAUCAGUUGCCUGGCUGCCCGCACAGAAUCUGGUCUCCGAAAACAGCCAAAGCAGAGAUGUCCGCUUUCCUCCUGCUGGGGGUCAGUUUAGACUGGGCUAUGGCCCAGGAUUAUCGUUGCAUGUCUUCCCAGUUUAGAAGACUGGGAGAUUACAUGCUGGGCGGCUUGUUCCCUCUCAAAGUCCACACCAGCCUCGUGACGGAGAGGCCCUUGCCUGAAGUUUACGACUGUGAGAGGCUCUAUGCUGCCGGUCUGAUUUGGGCACUGGGGAUGAAGUUUGCCGUGGAGGAAAUCAACAACUCCAGCACGCUCCUCCCCGGAAUCAAACUUGGCUACGACAUCUACGACAACUGCAUGGAACCCGUGGUCGCCCUCCAACCUAGCCUGCUGUUUCUGUCCAGGGUGGGCACCAGUAAUAUCGGAGUCCUUUGCAACUACACAGACUACCAGACCCGAGUAACAGCAGUCAUAGGGCCUCACAGCUCAGAACUCUGCACGGUGACGGCUAAGCUGUUUAGCUUCUUUCUGAUCCCACAGGUCAGCUACGGAGCCACCAUGGAAAAGUUGAACAACGAGGAGCUGUACCCCUCGUUCUUCCGCACCGUGCCCAGCGACAAGAACCAGCUGGAAGCCAUGGUGCAGCUCUUGGUGGCUUUCAAGUGGAACUGGAUCGCCGUGGUGGGCAGCGAUAAUGACUACGGCCGUGAAGGCCUCAGCCUCUUGUCCUCCAUGGUGGCCAAGUGGAAGAUCUGCAUCGCCUACGAGGGGCUGAUCCCGGCGGACGUGUCGAACCCCGACCUCCAGGAGAAGCUGAGGCGGACCAUCCGGUCCAUCAACGACACAAAAGUCAACGUCGUCAUCCUGAUCUCCAGCGACCGGCCGGUCCGGGCCCUCUUCAAAGUGUGCUUUGAGCUCGGCUUGAGCAAGAAGGUGUGGCUGGCCACGGAAGCGUGGGUGAUGUCCGACGUGGUCACCAGCCUGGACCAAGUCCAGUCCAUCGGGACGGUCAUCGGUUUCAUCAUCAAAGGCGGGAAUGUCCCCGGUUUCAAGAACUACGUCUACCGCCUCUUGGAGCAGACCCAACAGGACGACUUCUGCCGGGCUUCCAAGGAGGAGUCGGAGUGGUCAGGAUCCGACAUCCUGAGAACGGAGUGCGUGCCGUGCGACCGCGUUACCCGCCACAACCUCAGCGCAGUGCUUGAGCAUCGGCAGACCUUCGCCGUGUACAGCGCAGUGUACAGCGUGGCCUACGCGCUCCACGAGGCGUUGCACUGCGAAACAGGGCAGUGCCAGAAGAGAAGCAUCAAACCAUGGCAGCUGAUGGACAAGCUGAGGACCAUCCAAUUCAACGUCAGCAACCAGUCGCUCCAUUUCGACCAGUACCGCAGCGUCAACAUGGGCUACGAGGUCAUUGGGUGGCAUUGGCGGAACAGCCAGCUCGAACACGUCAGCUUCGGAGACUUCGACAGCCAACUGAGGAUAGACCAACGCCUGGUCCAGUUUCACACAGAGGAUGAGAAGGCGCCCCGCUCGGACUGCCUCACUACGUGCCACCCCGGGCAGAUCCGUCGCAUGAAAGGCUUUCACCUCUGCUGUUAUGACUGCAUCGGCUGCGAAAGCGGCACUUACAGCAGUUCGACAGAGGACUCGACCUGCAGCCUGUGCCCCGCCACCCAAUGGUCCCCCAGGAACAGCACGCGGUGUUACGAGCGUGGCGAGAAGUAUCUCUUCUGGCUGGAACCCCUGGCCCUCGCCUUGCUGGCUCUGUCGCUUUCGGCUUUGGCGCUCACCUGCCUGGCGGGGGCGCUGUUCCUGAGGAACCGCGGAACGCCGGUGGUGCAGGCCGCCGGGGGAGACCUGUGCCUCUUGGCCUUGCUUGGCUUAGGGCUACUCUGCAUCAGCACCGGGCUGUACGUCGGAAAGCCAAGCUCGGUCCUGUGCCAGCUGCAGCAGUCUUCUUUAGCUCUGUUCCUCAACCCUUGCUUUUCCACCAUCAUGGCCAAAGCCCUCCAGAUCAUGCUGGCCAAUGACUUUGCCGACAGCCGCCGGACAUUCCUGCACACCCUCAUCCAGAGGCGUCCCUGGGCCGUCGUGGCCUCUUCUUUCUUGGUCGAAGGCCUCCUCUGCUUCGGAUACCUCUACAGCACCCCACCCAUGCUGGCCAAGAACUACAAGCUCCUGCCCACCCAAGUCCUCCUCCAUUGCAACAUCCAGUCUUGGGCGGCCUUGUCCGUGAUGCACGGCCACAACGGCUGCUUGGCCUUCGUGUCCUUCCUCUGCACGUUCAUGGUGGAGACGCCCCCCAAGAAGUACAACAUCGCCCGGGGCAUCACCUUCGGCGCCAUCACCUUCUUCUUGGCCUUGGUGGUCUUCAUCCCCACCUACGCCACCGUCAAGGAAGAGCUCCGGCCCGCCGUCCAGAUGGGCUCCAUUUUGCUGUGCGUCGUCGGGCAGCUCGCGGCUUAUUACCUCCCUAAAAGCUACAUCCUGCGCUUUAGGCCGGAAUGGAACACGCCGGACUAUUUUCAAGAUGGCGCCAAAGGGAGGCUGCAGGAGAAAGACUCCCAAGACUAGCUCCAGGGGAGUCUUCGAUACGGGAACGGGCAUUUGCCCACGGAUGGGGGAGAACGUGUGCGGUUUGGUACGUGCGCUCUACAUAGGGCUACCUUUGUGCCUAGUCCGGAAACUUCAACUAGUUCAAAAUAUGGCAGCCAGGUUGGUCACCGGUACACCUAGGGGUGACCACAUUACACCAGUCUUAAAAUCUCUUCACUGGCUGCCAAUUAGUUUCCGGGCGAAGUAUAAAGU
This is a messenger RNA of Elgaria multicarinata webbii, 2872 nucleotides long. RefSeq names its product taste 1 receptor member 3 (gene TAS1R3). The transcript is spliced from 7 exons. Gene Ontology annotation, cellular component: plasma membrane. Gene Ontology annotation, molecular function: sweet taste receptor activity; G protein-coupled receptor activity. Gene Ontology annotation, biological process: sensory perception of umami taste; sensory perception of sweet taste; G protein-coupled receptor signaling pathway. The coding region runs from base 122 to 2638 and encodes 838 amino acids. NCBI's taxonomy places the organism in Eukaryota, Metazoa, Chordata, Lepidosauria, Squamata, Anguidae. The record is from RefSeq and is a predicted model, not a curated record.